CGCUUGGUGAGAUCGGUAGAGGAUUCUCAGCAGCGUCACCAUGUCCACUCUCCACAUCAGCAGGCUCUUUUUGUCACUCUGUCUCCUUCCAGCUGUUUCAUCCAGUCUCCACCCCGAAUGUGAGUACAUAUAUCAGCUAGAGAGAGAGGAGCAGCGCUGCCUUCAGGACAUUGCACGACAAGAUAACAGAAGCUAUGAAGGUUGUCCUCCAUUCUGGGAUGCCAUCGUCUGUUGGCCUCAUGCUGUCAUUGGAGAUACGGUCCAGAGAGGCUGUCCUGCAGUUUUCUCCCUCUUUACAAACAGUACAGGUUCAGUGAGCCGCAAUUGCACCAGCAGGGGUUGGUCCAGUCCCUUCCCACCAUAUCACAUCGCCUGCAGCGUGGAUGAUGACAUUCCUGAGACAGAAGAAUCGUACUUUGCCACAGUGAAGCUAAUAUACACCGUUGGCUACAGCGUUUCUCUGACGGUGCUGGCUGUUGCCGUGUUGAUCCUGUUGCUCUUCAGGAAGUUGCGUUGUGCCAGGAACUUCAUUCACAUCCAGCUUUUCAUUACGUUUAUCUUAAAAUCAGUGGCGGUGUUCAUAAAGGACGCCACUCUCUUCUCAAGUGAUGACAUCAACCACUGCACCCUCUCCACAUUCUCCUGUAAGGCCUCUGUUGUCUUCUGCCACUACUGUGUCAUGGCUAAUUUCUUCUGGCUGCUGGUGGAGGCGCUGUACCUGAACUCCCUGCUGCUCUCCUCCUUCUCUCACUGCCGCAGAUAUCUGUGCUGCUUCAGUCUGCUGGGAUGGGGUGUCCCAGUGCUCUUCAUCCUCCUGUGGAUUGGAUCCAGGCUCUACUUUGAAGACACGGAAUGCUGGGACAUCAAUGAGAACUCACCCUACUGGUGGAUCAUCAAGGGACCGAUUGUUGUGUCUAUAGCGGUCAAUUUCAUGCUCUUCAUGAACAUCAUCCGAAUCCUGAUACAGAAACUCAAUCCUCGACUCAUCCAGUUCAACAAUUCCUCCCAGUACAGACGCCUGACCAAGUCCACCCUCCUCCUCAUCCCUUUGUUUGGAACUCACUACAUGUUCUUCAAUUUUCUGCCCGACUACUUCAGUGUUAACCUGCGCCUCUACAUCGAGCUCUGCAUCGGAUCCUUCCAGGGGCUCCUCGUUGCAAUCCUCUAUUGCUUCCUCAAUCAAGAGGUCCAGAAAGAAGUCCAUAUGCAGUGGCUGAGGUGGCAGGAGAGCAGCUACGGGGUGGUGUCACCUGCUGCUAAGGGCAGCCAGAUGGACACACCUUUCUAGAUCCUUCUGACAUGAUGCUACACACUGCUGG
Cynoglossus semilaevis (tongue sole) is the source of this 1319-nucleotide messenger RNA. It is a transcript of the gene ghrhrl, whose product is annotated as growth hormone releasing hormone receptor, like. Gene Ontology annotation, molecular function: peptide hormone binding; growth hormone-releasing hormone receptor activity; growth factor binding. The coding region runs from base 41 to 1288 and encodes 415 amino acids. The record is from RefSeq and is a predicted model, not a curated record. Gene Ontology annotation, biological process: positive regulation of cell population proliferation; adenylate cyclase-activating G protein-coupled receptor signaling pathway; cell surface receptor signaling pathway. The transcript has 13 exons. Lineage: Eukaryota; Metazoa; Chordata; Actinopteri; Pleuronectiformes; Cynoglossidae. Gene Ontology annotation, cellular component: plasma membrane.